Fomitopsis serialis is the source of this 2625-nucleotide messenger RNA. Its product is annotated as Pkinase-domain-containing protein. Gene Ontology annotation, molecular function: ATP binding; protein serine/threonine kinase activity. The record is from RefSeq and is a predicted model, not a curated record. Lineage: Eukaryota; Fungi; Basidiomycota; Agaricomycetes; Polyporales; Fomitopsidaceae. Gene Ontology annotation, cellular component: autophagosome; cytoplasm. The transcript is spliced from 12 exons. Bases 1 to 2625 code for a protein of 874 amino acids. Gene Ontology annotation, biological process: autophagy; protein autophosphorylation; autophagosome organization.
AUGGCUCCGGCCCCUGCUCCUGCAGCGGUUAAGCAAACGUCGAGCGGCGGCUCGGACAAAUCCACCUUCAAGCGCAUCGAGGACGAGGAGGUCAAGCCAUAUGUCAUCGUGAGCGACCUUGGGAAGGGCAGCUUCGCGACAGUGUACCGAGGGUAUCAUGAGCAAACACACCGACAAGUAGCGAUUAAGACCGUCAGUAGGGCAGGCCUUAGUCCCAAGCUCUUCGAUAACCUGCAGGGCGAGAUAGAGAUCCUCAAGGCGUUGUCGCAUCGGCAUAUCACAAGAUUGCUGGAUAUCGUCCGUGCAGAGAGGAACAUAUAUCUCAUCAUUGAGUUCUGCGCCGGCGGUGAUCUCUCGAACUACAUCAAGAAACGAGGCAGGGUGGAGGGUCUCGAAUACAUACCGUCUCCUGGCGCAGCUCCGACGUAUUACCCACAUCCGAGAACAGGAGGCCUUGACGAAAUAGUCGUCCGUAGUUUUCUGCGUCAGCUUGCUCGCGCUCUGAAGUUCCUGCGACAGCGGAACCUCAUCCAUCGGGAUAUCAAGCCGCAGAAUCUGCUACUGAAUCCCGCAUCACCCGAGGACCACGCAAGGGGUCAUCCCCUCGGUGUGCCUAUCCUCAAGGUUGCCGACUUUGGUUUUGCUCGGUCGUUACCUCAGGCUAUGAUGGCGGAGACGCUUUGCGGAUCACCACUGUACAUGGCCCCUGAGAUUCUCCGAUACGAGAAGUACGACGCGAAAGCGGAUCUUUGGUCCGUGGGUGCCGUGCUGUACGAGAUGGCAGUCGGGAAGCCGCCGUUUCGCGCGUCGAACCACAUCGAGCUUCUCAAGAAGAUCGACACCUCGAAGGGAAUCAAGUUCCCUGACGAGGACCCGCAGGCCCAGGCGCGUGCGCAGGCUGCAGGCGACGAGCUCAAGUCGGUGCCCAGCGACGUCAAGAUCCUCAUCCGGAGUCUCCUGAAGCGCGUCCCUGCGGAGCGGAGCAGCUUCGAGGACUUCUUUGGGAGUACUGCCAUGGCGAAGUCGAAGUUCCCGCGUCCGACGCCUGAGUUGGCCGAUGAUGGUGGUGUCGAGUACGGCCCGGAUGGCAAGCCUAUCACACCAGCGCAUCACAAGGUCAUCCCGCCGGAGGUGCUUGACCCCAAAGCGAUGAUACCUCCCAGCAAGUUCAACUUCAGAAGACGGGAAAUCGUGAGCGGAGGACCACAGGACGGGCCGUCUGGAAGCAGUCCUACUAGCAACGGAAAUGGUAUUGCCGAAGUGUCGAGAUCACCAGCGAGGUCGCCCCAACACGAACCUUCUCCUCUGCCUAAGCCGGCUUCCGGGGAGUCGUCCGAUAUACCCGGAGAGACUGAAGAGGACGGCCUCCUUCGACGCGAGUACGUUCUUGUGGGUGACAAGCGAGCCGUAGAGAUCAACCGUGCUGUAGAUGAUCAGCACUGCCCGACGACGGCCGCUGCACGACAGACGUGUGUUGCCCAUGCCCAUGCCCCUUCCCGACGCCAGGACGCGGUCGGCCUACCCGGACUUUGGGACACCGUCCCCACCAACGCCAACACCACGUUCCCUCCACCACCGAAUCCCAACGCGCCUGCGCUUUCCUCGUCGCCCUCCAGCGCAGGCUCGCGCGCAGCGUCCAACGCACUGACGCGCGCGUUGAACAUCGCCACCAAGAAGCUGUUUGGCUCGUCCGGGCCGCGGACGGCGUACUACAAGGAGUUCAGCCCGUCGCCGUCGUCGCCGCGGCGGCAGACCAUUCUGUCCGGUCGGACGCAGGGCCUGGGGCUGCAAGUCGACGGCACGCGGGAUCCGAUGGAGGAUGAACUAUUGGCCUCGCUUGAACAGCUCGCGCAGAAGACGGAGGUGCUGACGCAUUGGGCGGACGAAAUGUACGAGUAUGUCAAGGCUAUCCCGCAGAAACCCCUGCCGGACCCGACGAAGUUCAUACGUCGGGAGGGCGAGCCGGAACGACAUGCGGUGAAGCGGAAGAAUGCGGAUAUCCAGGCGGAAUACAACGCGAUGACCGGUGUUGCACUGUACAUGCUUCUCAUGUCGUUCUCGCAGAACGGCGUGAACAAGCUGUGCAACUACUACGAGCACUUGCAGAUGCGGGAUCCGGAUGGAGAAACCGAAGUCAGUGAAGGUUUUGAUGAAGCGUUGACCUACUUCGAGGACCACUUCAACAAAUGCCACGACCGUGCUGCUUUGGUGAAGACGUGGUUGCCCGCUCAGUACACGGGGCCGCCCACGUUCCUCGACCAACUCAUCUACGACCGUGCUCUUAGCCUUAGCAAGAUAGCCGCUCGGAAGGAGCUCACCAACGAGAUGUUGUCUCAUGACGAGUGUGAGAAGCUAUAUGAAGAGGCGCUCUGGUGUCUGUACGCGCUGCAGGACGACCUACUGCAGAAAGACAAUCCAUACAUCGAAGAGGACCGCGAGACAAUCUCGACGUGGAUCAAGCGGACAAAGCUGCGCCUCGUUCGGUGUCGUGUCCGGAUGGGCAUGAACGAACACGACCGGCUCCGCGACGCCAAUGCGGACGUGAACCUCUCUGAUGUACCCCGGGAGCCACCUCCAUGGGAGGUACCCCUCUUAGACCAGCAGGUUCUGGCGUCGCCGCGGUAG